Messenger RNA from Aedes albopictus (Asian tiger mosquito), 888 nucleotides. It is a transcript of the gene Tmem18, whose product is annotated as transmembrane protein 18. The record is from RefSeq and is a predicted model, not a curated record. Lineage: Eukaryota; Metazoa; Arthropoda; Insecta; Diptera; Culicidae. The transcript is spliced from 4 exons. Bases 242 to 688 code for a protein of 148 amino acids.
UUUCAUCGCACCAUCAUCUGGUAGACAGAGACAGGUCUCCCCCGUACGUAAACAGAAAGUUCACCAAAAACGUAAAGAUCUUUUUGUUGUAAAAAUAAACUAACUUAAUUAAUGAUAAACUUAAUUGUUUAGAUAUAAGUGAAAUCAAUUGCCUCUCGUAGUCAAUGUGAUAAUAUAGAGUCAAUAAGUUUGCAAUCCAAAAUAGUGUGAUUCUCUAGUGUUCUAAAUUUAGGAAUUCAAAAUGAUCGAUCCGAAUUUCAUCGAAAUAAAUGAAAUCAAAGGAUUUGUUACAUUUUUGCAAAGCAUUGACUGGUAUGAUCCCUGGCUGAUCGGGUUGAUCGCGUUCCAUGUCUGCAUUACAUCGACCGCACUGCUGACCCGGAAUUGUGGCAACUUUCAAGUCUUCCUGUUUUUUGUGUUAUUAUUGAUGGUGUACUUCUCCGAAAGUAUAAAUGAAUACGCUGCCGUGAAUUGGAGAAUUUUCUCAAAGCAACAAUAUUUCGACGACAAAGGCCUAUUUGUAUCGAUAGUAUUUUCCGUGCCGAUAUUGCUGAACUGCAUGCUUAUGGUGGGAAGCUGGCUAUAUCAAUCAACCCAACUUAUGGCUCGCCUCAAAACAGCUCAACUGCGACAACAAAUUCGGCAAUCUAACAGUCGUCAAAGGAUAAAAUCAGAAAAGGAACAAUGAAAAACAACUGUAGCGAUUCACUUGAAUAAGGCAAAAGGAACCCUGUAGUAGAUUAGGCUGUUUUACCACUUAAACAAUAAGUGUAAUAUGAAUAGUGUACAGAAAAUCCUCGUUAUUGGAUCAUAUACCUAUCGGAUGUCGUAUUAUUUUUAAUGUCAUAGGGCAAAGUACUACCCAAUACAUCACUAUUCAGAGAUUGA